Molecule: messenger RNA, 904 nt
Organism: Megachile rotundata (alfalfa leafcutting bee)
Lineage: Eukaryota; Metazoa; Arthropoda; Insecta; Hymenoptera; Megachilidae
Gene: SdhD
Product: succinate dehydrogenase, subunit D
Biological process (GO): mitochondrial electron transport, succinate to ubiquinone; tricarboxylic acid cycle
Cellular component (GO): membrane; mitochondrial envelope; respiratory chain complex II (succinate dehydrogenase)
Molecular function (GO): heme binding; ubiquinone binding
Source: RefSeq, a predicted model, not a curated record
AAAUUUAAAAUAAAUUUGAGAGAUUAAAGAACAAUCGACAUACAUUGACAGUACUUGUAAAUGUAUGAGCCAUAUCUAUAUAGAUAUAGCGAUGUUCCUGCCUGUGUUGUAAUUGCAACAUUUGGUUGUCACAAAACUUGAAUGGGAUUCAUUAUCGUUAAAUAAGAUUUCUUCCGGAAGAUUUUAUACUUAACAACUUCAAAAUGAUCAUUAAGAAAAUAGUAACACCUAAUAUCUUCCAUAAAGUGAAACAGCUAGAAUCACUUUCUAAAACUACUCUUUUUGCAAACUCGUGUAAACCACCUCAGUUUGGCAGAACAUCAACAACCCUUACAAAUUUUAAACAAUGUUUAAAUUCUAAUGCUACAAAACAUGAAAUUAAGUACUGUUUGACAAAGUUUCCAGUCAAUGGAACUGUUAGUACUCAAUUUAAUCGAAAAUCAAGUGGAAUUACUGGUGAUCAUGUACGUCUCUGGGUUUUUGAAAAAAUUGCCUCAGCUGCACUUCCUAUUGUAAUUCCUGCUGCAUUAAUGAUGGAAAAUUCUAUUCUGGAUGGACUAAUGUCUGUUCUAAUUGUAAUGCAUACGCAUUGGGGUCUAGAGGCAAUGGUUACAGAUUACGCACGUCCUAUUAUCCUUGGACCAGUAUUACCAAAAGUUUUGCACAUUUCAUUAAUAAUCCUUUCAGCAGUUACACUUUGUGGAUUGUUCGUACUUAUAAAUGAUGGUCCUGGUGUUUCACGGGCUAUUAAAGAUUUUUGGGCUAUUGGUAAAACACCACCAAAGAAGGAGGCAUCUGCUGAGGAGUAAUUGUAAUUUUAACACUUUAAUAGAUGAUUAAUUUAGGUACUUUAUAAUCAUAUUGUAAAUUAUUUCAGAAUAAAUUCUUUAUCCUUAAAGAUGUA